CGGUUCCAUGUAAACUUGUUAAAUAGCCACACAUAGCCAACAUUAAGUCUUUCAUCAACACAACUUCAACUUACUACUUCACUAGAUAUCGAGUUUGAGAUUCAUAUACUUGAAAAUGCCCAAGGUUUUACUUACCGGUGGAUCAGGCUUCAUUGCCGCCCACGUCCUUGACAUCCUCCUUAAGAAAGGAUAUGAAGUAGUAACCACAGUGCGAUCCGAAACCAAGGCUUCUCAGAUUCGCGCCAAAUACCCAGGCGCGAAGCUCUCGGUAGCCAUUGUUCCGGACAUCGCGGCGCCAAACGCCUUCGACUCUGUGAUUGCGAGCGAGCCGGGACUCGACUACGUUCAGCACACUGCCUCCCCUUUCCACUUCAACUGGAAGGAUGCGCGCACGGAACUCCUGGACCCGGCUAUUGAGGGCACAAACUCGGUACUCCGCGCCAUCAAAAAGCAUGCGCCCGGCGUGAAGCGCGUGGUGCUCACAAGCUCUUUCGCCGCCAUCAUCUCCGAAGCCAACCUAGCCAACCCGAACAAGACCUUCUCAGAAGCAGACUGGAACCCGAGCACGUACGAGGAUGGGCUAACGGGAUCGCCGGCGACAUCCUACCGAGUCUCGAAGACUCUUGCCGAGAAGGCAGCCUGGGACUUCGUCAAAGACGAGAAGCCCAGCUUCGACCUUGCUACCAUCUGCCCGCCAAUGGUAUUCGGCCCCGUAGCGCACCACCUAGACUCUCUCUCCGGGAUCAACACCUCCAACUCGCGAAUCGCAGACCUGAUCCACGGAAAAUGGAAGUCCGAGAUCCCCGCAUCGGGGGUAUUCCUCUGGGUCGACGUGCGGGACGUCGCGAACGCGCACGUGAACGCAAUGGAGCUGCCCGAGGCAGGCGGACAGCGGUUCUUUACUACGGCGGGGUACUACGACAACGUGCAGAUCGCGAAGGCGGUGCGAGGGGCGUACCCGGACCUAGCGGACAAGCUGCCGACGGAGGCGACGCCGGUGGCGAAGGGAGGCGCGUUGCCGGCUGAGGGCACGUAUAAGUAUGAUAACAGUCGCGCGACGAAGGUUUUGGGGAUCGAGUGGAUUCCGUUGGAGAAGAGUGUGGCGGAUACUGUUAAGUCGUUGUUGACGAUUCCUGCUUGAAUAGAUUAGCUCGGCGCGGAUACUUACGUACCUAAGUACUAGGUAGGCAUGGAUGAUCUGUUAGUAAAUUGGAUAGAGCGUUUCGGAGAAUAGAGCAAAGAUAAGAUAUUGUGAAAAGAAUAAGAAAUAUACAUUCGGUAUAUUCUAU
Annulohypoxylon maeteangense is the source of this 1289-nucleotide messenger RNA. Its product is annotated as NAD(P)-binding protein. The record is from RefSeq and is a predicted model, not a curated record. The transcript is spliced from 4 exons. Gene Ontology annotation, molecular function: oxidoreductase activity, acting on the CH-OH group of donors, NAD or NADP as acceptor. Lineage: Eukaryota; Fungi; Ascomycota; Sordariomycetes; Xylariales; Hypoxylaceae. Bases 116 to 1141 code for a protein of 341 amino acids.